AUGAACAAAAAUGGAACAGCUAAAAUGAAUGAUAAUCAAAUAAGAGCCGAAGGUAGAAGGUUAUUUAAACGCUUCUAUAACAUUCCUGAUGGUGUUAAUCCUAAAACUCGUAGAAGUUAUUUAAAUGAAGCCAUAGAUGCAUAUGAAGGAUUUGACAUUUCAUCAGAAAGUGAGAGAUUAGCGAGAAUGUUAAAUGUUAAUAUUGAUUUCUAUUAUUGUGAUCCUCAACCAGAAGACGUGGACAUAAAUAAGGUAGACUUUCCAUUAGUGGAAUCAAUAAUGAUAGAUCCAGAAUUUGAAACAGUAAAUAUUUUAUUAACACAGAGUCCAUGUGGAAAACUUCACGCUGACAGAAUAACAGACGUUGAAGCACUCACAGGAUAUAAAGUUUGCCCAUAUUGUAAAGAAGAAGUUUAUUCUAUCCGUGAUGAUCCAGAAAGGAAAAACCAAAGAAGAUUUUUAAAACAUUGUGAGAAAUGUAAAGAAAAUAAUGGAAGAUUAAUUCAAGACGUUCAAUUGCAAAAGACACAGCAACCAUAUGCACCACAUAUUACGAAACAGAAGAUAUAUCAGUGGUUAUUAGCUCAUAAUUUGCAGGAAUAUUAUCAACCGACAAGAUAUUAUAUUACUUUUGACUUCGAAACAUUAGAGACUAAAGAAGAACUUCUACUUUCUGAAUGUGCAACUUUGAACGCUUACUUAAAACCAUUUAUGGUAUCAUCAACUGUCAAAAUAAAGCCGCAAAGCGGCGAGGUCGUAGACCGUGAUAAAACAUAUACGAGGAAUUUUUGCUUAACUUCGAGUGAUUCUUUUAUUUCUGACUGGAUUGAGUUUUUAUUUUCAACCUGUUCAUUAGUUGCUAAAUCAAAUAUUGAACAAUAUGAAGAAUUAAUGAAUACAUUAAAUGAGAAACAAAAGGAAGCAAUGAAAGAGCUUUUAGAUGAGGAAUUCAAUAAAGUGAAUAUCAUAG
This is a messenger RNA of Trichomonas vaginalis G3, 970 nucleotides long. RefSeq lists its product as uncharacterized. The record is from RefSeq and is a predicted model, not a curated record. The annotation marks the transcript as partial. Lineage: Eukaryota; Parabasalia; Trichomonadida; Trichomonadidae. The transcript has a single exon.